AUGGCGGGCCUGUUUAACUUAGUGGAGAGUGUGCUUUAUGGGAACACAAAGUCCCCUCUGCUGGACAAUAUGACCCCAGCGCCUCUCACUUCUUCUCACUCCUUCAGCAGCAGCAGCAAUAACAGCCAUCUUCUUGUCCCUGAGUUUAAUGUGGUAAAGGCUGUGGUUUUGGGCUUCGUACUUGGAGGUCUGAUCUUGUUUGCAGUUGUGGGAAACAUCUUGGUGAUCCUGUCAGUGGUGUGCCAUAAAAACCUCAGAACAGUUACGCAUUACUUUAUAGCCAACCUGGCUGUGGCGGACCUGCUCAUCAGCUCCAUCGUGCUACCUUUCUCUGCUAUUUUGGAGAUUUUGGACCGCUGGGUAUUUGGCCGAGUCUUUUGCAAUAUUUGGGCAGCUGUGGAUGUGCUCUGCUGCACUGCCUCCAUCAUGAGUCUAUGUGUCAUCUCAGUGGAUCGUUACAUUGGAGUGAGUUACCCUUUGAGAUACCCAGCAAUGAUGACAAAGCGCCGGGCACUGCUGGCUGUGUUGCUCCUUUGGGUGCUGUCUGUCAUAAUAUCCAUCGGACCUUUAUUUGGAUGGAAAGAGCCUGCCCCAGAGGAUGAAACUAUCUGCAAGAUCACAGAAGAGCCGGGGUAUGCCAUCUUCUCAGCUGUGGGCUCCUUCUACCUCCCAUUGGCAAUCAUUCUGGCCAUGUACUGUCGAGUGUAUGUGGUCGCCCAUAGGGAGAGUCAGGGUCUAAGAGAGGGUCAAAAGACAGAGAAGUCUCACUCAGAGCAUGUUAUACUCCGGAUACAUCGAGGCAACGCCACAGUGUCUGAAGAUGAAGCGCUCAGAAGCAGUAAGCACUUUGCCCUUCGCCUAUUGAAGUUUUCCAGAGAGAAGAAAGCGGCAAAAACCCUGGGCAUCGUGGUGGGUUGCUUUGUGCUCUGCUGGCUCCCCUUCUUCCUGGUGCUGCCAAUUGGCUCCAUGUUCCCUGCCUAUAGACCCUCAGACACUGUUUUUAAGAUCACCUUUUGGCUGGGCUACUUCAACAGCUGCAUUAACCCUAUCAUCUACCCUUGCUCCAACCAGGAGUUCAAAAAAGCUUUCCAGAGCUUACUCGGCUGUUUAAAGGAGACCCCAAGGCUGCAUCAUCUAACCCAGUGCCAGGGUCCUCAGUGUCGUCCAAACUCACUGGGAUUGGAUAAUAACCGCACCCCAUCCCGCCUCAGCCCUUCGUCCUCUCUAGGCCUCUCCAGAACACCGUCCUCCAGGGACAGCAGAGACUGGAAAGUGUUUUCUGGAAGUCCAACAAGUGGAACAGGCCAGACUGAAAAAAAAAGGACAAAAGUGGCCAAAUUAUGUAGUAAAAGCUUUCACCAAACAUGCUGCUGUUUCUUUAAUGGUCAGACGGUCCAAAAAGAGACAAACUGUACUAAAAACCCUGUGGUCACAAAUCUUCCCACCAUCAAAAUCCAUCAACUCUCUUUGUCUGAGAAAGGGGACCCAGUAUAA
Molecule: messenger RNA, 1494 nt
Organism: Boleophthalmus pectinirostris (great blue-spotted mudskipper)
Lineage: Eukaryota; Metazoa; Chordata; Actinopteri; Gobiiformes; Gobiidae
Gene: adra1aa
Product: adrenoceptor alpha 1Aa
Exons: 3
Coding region: 1-1494 (497 amino acids)
Biological process (GO): phospholipase C-activating G protein-coupled receptor signaling pathway; cell-cell signaling; adenylate cyclase-activating adrenergic receptor signaling pathway
Cellular component (GO): membrane
Molecular function (GO): alpha1-adrenergic receptor activity
Source: RefSeq, a predicted model, not a curated record